Molecule: messenger RNA, 873 nt
Organism: Cooperia oncophora
Lineage: Eukaryota; Metazoa; Nematoda; Chromadorea; Rhabditida; Trichostrongylidae
Source: the annotation of a GenBank genome assembly
AUGCAAGUCUCAAGCCAGUCCUUUACAAAGCUAUUCUAUUUCAGGCUUCGCCCGUCAUUACUCGUUCUUGUAAUUACUCUUCUUACUAUUUCAUCUUCUGUUCGUGGCGACGUUAACUUGCCCGAGUGCCAUGAUAUCCCAAAAGUGCUGUGUUGUACCGAACGUGUGUUAGAUAAAUGCUUGACUGGUUGUGUUGACUAUGUGACGGAGAAAUGCCCUCGUAAACUCCAAAAAUAUGACACGAUUGAGGAGAAGAAAUCGGUUUCAGACAAUAAGAUUGAAGUUGUGCAGCCAACUCGAGGUUCACGUCCAUCCAACGUUGCUCUGCCGAGGACCACUCCUCGGCCUCCACGUACUGGUGAGGUGUGGAUGGAAGAAUCGGGACGGCGCAGGGCACCAGUCGGUGGUGAUCGCAAACUCCUAAACCAGGAGUAUCCGAUCACUGAGGUGACGGACGCCGAUCUGACUGUCGAGUGUGGUACUGAAAGUUCUCGUCCGCCCUACUCACCUUGUCUGGCUCGAAAAACUGUCGAUGACGUGCCAGCCAACUGUCACUCCUUGUGCACAUACGAACAUCGUGAACACGUCGCUGCAGAGACACUUAUCGCUGCCGUGCAACAGGACGGAUGCGAUCUCAAGUACCUGUCGUCCAUUCUCUACUGUGCCAAUCAGAACCGAGAUAAUCGCAAGUGCUGCGAGUUCCUCGGCAUGUCUAACGCCGAUUUAGGAGUAGGAGAUCGAUGCUUGCGAAUGUGUGACAUUGCACCAUCAGGUGAACGUGUCGGUACUGUAGAGAAAUCGGAUUUGGUCUGCCUCUCCAAUUGGAAUGUGAUCAUGUACUGCGCACGAUCUGGACUUCGUACCUUCAAUUGA